This is a messenger RNA of Staurois parvus, 231 nucleotides long. Lineage: Eukaryota; Metazoa; Chordata; Amphibia; Anura; Ranidae. The record is from the annotation of a GenBank genome assembly.
AUGGCUGAAUACAACAUGCCUCAGUACAUUUUAAGAGAGUUUAAAGUCACAGAUGCCAGGGAUGGUCAGUCUCGUACAGUACGACAAUUUCAGUUUACGGAUUGGCCAGAACAAGGCGUGCCAAAAUCAGGAGAAGGUUUUAUUGACUUCAUUGGCCAAGUACACAAAACUAAGGAACAGUUUGGUCAAGAUGGACCAAUAUCAGUCCAUUGCAGGUACAGUCGGAAAUAA